AUGGGCUCGGAUUUCGACCUCGCUCGGUGGCGAUUGCGAGGCACUGACGAGACGUAUUACAUCCCCGACUUCGUCAGCCGCGAUGAAGAAGAAUAUCUAAUCCGCAAAAUUGUGGGAUCGCCUCGACACAAAUGGAAGCGACUAGCGAAUCGCAGGUUUACAGGCGGGGAAAUCAUUAACAACAACAUCCUCGUAACUAGCGACAUCCCUGGUUGGCUGAACCAAAGCCCUGAUAUAAUCAAACGACUUAGCAAUACAGGUGCUUACGCAAAUUCCGCUCAUGGCGCACCCAACCAUGUCAUUCUCAACGAGUAUUUGCCUGGACAAGGGAUUAUGCCACAUCAGGACGGGCCAACUUAUCAUCCAUUGGUCGGGACCAUAUCCCUUGGUUCACAUGCCGUGUUCCACUACUACGAGUACAAAGAGAAUGCACAGCUGCCGGAGCCAUCGCAAACCUUAAACGAUUCAGGCCGCGGCCGCGCAGUCAACCCAGAGCCCGUCCUAUCAGUGCUGCUGGAGCCACGCAGUCUAAUCAUCACCACGUCGAGGUUGUACACUAACCACCUUCACGGCAUUGAUCCACUCGAGGAGGAUUCCUUCUCGUUGCCACUCGCGACGGAUGCGAUUGGCCAAGGAUCGUCAGGGCAUUAUAAGAUCGCUAAUGUGGACCUAUUGCAAGGGUCGGAAGCAUUGGAGGCAGUGCGCGGUGGCGGAUCAUUAGCGCGCCAUACCAGAUACAGCUUGACUUGCCGCGAUGUCGAGAAGAUAGCCAAUGCAAAGUUCCUGGGUAAACGAUAG
Messenger RNA from Gloeophyllum trabeum ATCC 11539, 798 nucleotides. RefSeq lists its product as uncharacterized. NCBI's taxonomy places the organism in Eukaryota, Fungi, Basidiomycota, Agaricomycetes, Gloeophyllales, Gloeophyllaceae. The record is from RefSeq and is a predicted model, not a curated record. The coding region runs from base 1 to 798 and encodes 265 amino acids. The transcript is spliced from 6 exons.